Linum trigynum is the source of this 904-nucleotide messenger RNA. The record is from the annotation of a GenBank genome assembly. Lineage: Eukaryota; Viridiplantae; Streptophyta; Magnoliopsida; Malpighiales; Linaceae.
CGAAGGUGGAACUUCGCGUCGGCAUCAACCGAUAAGGCAGAGCGGAGAAGAAGGGUCAUCGAGUGGGUUUGCUGGAGCCGAGAUUCAUGCAAGUCGUGGAAUAAUCGUCGGAGGCGCUACGUCGGGAAGGCGGUUCGGAGGGAGCUGAUGAGGAGAAGGGUUCCUCGCCGAGGAAGAAGAAAAUGAAAGAGGAGGUAGACACGUCGGCUUCCAUCGCGUCGAUGGCUAACCGGAAGCCGGAGAAAAAGGUGAGCACAGGGGAACUAGGAUUGCCACUCGUCCGUCUGGUGGGUGCACCGCCGCCAAAGACAGUGGCAUCAGAGAAGGAGUUGACGGCGGAGGGAACGAAGAGGGAGGGUAGCAGCUCUCCUUUCCCAAGCCCUAGGUCGUGUCCCCGGUUCGGUGAGUUGGAUGGCACUCAAGGUUUAGGAUGCCCAUCGCCACCACUUGGUCCAGUCGCUCAAACUACACCAAGGGAUAGUAUCAUGUCAACUCGAGACGUGGGAGGGAAGUUGGGUGAGGUCAGCUCAGGCCGGGAAGGUUAGCCCAACAAGCUAGAGAUUAGAGUGGAGUUGGCCUUUCAAGAGUCUGGUGGGCCCAAUACACUGGUGGCCUCAAUGAGGAAUGCAACAAGCUUCCCAACAGAAGGUGGGCUGACACCUCAGGUACGGGUUGGGCUACAAUUGGGUUGUUCGAUUCACUCUCUUUUAUAUGGUAAGAACACAAAGGAGAAGGAAGAGGAGUUUGAAAGCUUAGCUUUUGGGCUUUCAAAGGAACAUGGCCCACAAAGAGUGGAGGAAAUAACAAAGGAAGUGAUUGGGCUAGGUCCAAUAAAAAUGUUUGAGAGUCUUGAAGAGUUGGUACUUAAGGAUGAGUUCUUAAACAAGAAAGAAUCCUUAAAUUC